Messenger RNA from Malaclemys terrapin pileata, 1419 nucleotides. RefSeq names its product butyrophilin subfamily 1 member A1-like. The record is from RefSeq and is a predicted model, not a curated record. The transcript has 8 exons. Gene Ontology annotation, molecular function: protein binding. Lineage: Eukaryota; Metazoa; Chordata; Testudines; Emydidae. The coding region runs from base 1 to 1419 and encodes 472 amino acids.
AUGAAGAUUCUCUCAUUCUGCCACAGCUCCAGAGCCAGCUCCCCUCUCCCUGGUUUUAUUGUUUUCUUCCUUACUUUGUAUGGUCACAAGAUGGAAUCAGCAAAAUUCACAGUGAUUGGACACCAGGAUCCUAUCACUGCCAUCGUGGGUCAGGAAGCUGUGUUACCCUGUCACCUGUCCCCGCCGAUGAGCGCUGCAAACAUGGAGGUGAGAUGGUUCCGAUCUCAGUUUUUAUCCAUUGUGCACCUGUACCGUAAUGGGAAGGAUCAGUAUGAAGGGCAGAUGCCAGAGUAUCGGGGAAGGACAGAGCUUUUGAAAGCCGGACUCACAAAUGGAAACAUUCCCUUGAGGAUUCUCAAUAUCAGACGCUCUGAUGAAGGACAAUACCACUGCUUUGUUGAAGAGGAUACUUUUUAUAAAGAAACCGUGUUGGAACUGAGAGUAGCAGGUCUGGGCUCUGCUCCUCUCAUCUCUGUUGAGGGUCACCAGGAUGGAGGGAUCCAGGUGGUUUGUCGAUCAGCUGGUUGGUACCCAGAGCCCAAAGUGCUAUGGAGAGAUCUCAGUGGGCGGCGUUUACCAUCACUCUCUGAAGUAAUAUCCCAAAGGGAUAAUGGCCUGUUUGAAACAGAAACUGCUCUCAUUGUAAAAGAACAUUCAAACCAAAACUUGUCCUGUUGCAUCAGGAACACCGUUCUCAAUCAAGAAAAGGAAUCAGCAGUUUAUAUAGCAGAUCCAUUUUUCCCAAGGGUGAAUCCCUGGAUGGUGGCUCUGAGUGUGAUCCUGGGGAUUUUGUUUGGUUUCACUGGCUUCACUGUUUGUCUCUUUAAAAUGAAAGGGAAACUUACUGAAGAAGUUGGGAAACUUACUGCAGCACUUGGGUGGAGAAGAUCUGUAGAACAAGCGAAUGCGACUCUGGAUCCAGACACAGCUCAUCCCAGACUGGUCCUGUCUGAGGAUCGGAAAAGUGUGAGAUGGGGAGACACACGGCAGCAUCUGCCUGACAACCCUGAGAGAUUUGACUCUGAUCUCUGUGUGCUGGGCUGUGAGGGAUUCACCUCGGGGAGACAUUGCUGGGAGGUGGAGGUGGGGGGUGGGGAAAGCUGGGCUGUGGGGGCGGCCAGAGAGUCUGUGGGGAGGAAGGGACGGAUCAGCCGUAGCCCUGAGGGGGGGAUCUGGGCUGUGCAGUGCUGGUGGGGGGGUCAGUUCCGGGCUCUCACCGACCCUGAGGCCCCCCUGCCCCUGCCCCGCAUCCCCAGCAGGAUCCGGGUUUGUCUGGACUGUGACCGGGGGCAGGUGACAUUUAUCGAUGCUGGUGAAGAGACCUUGAUCUUCACUUUCCUGUCGGGCCCCAUCCCUGGGGAGAGAAUCCGACCCUGGCUCUGGGUGGGGUCGGGAGCCCAGCUCAUAUUGUGUCCCUGA